Molecule: messenger RNA, 1971 nt
Organism: Symbiodinium sp. CCMP2592
Lineage: Eukaryota; Dinophyceae; Suessiales; Symbiodiniaceae
Source: the annotation of a GenBank genome assembly
AUGUGGCCCGAUGACGAGCCAGUCUUUCCGAACUCCCCUGGAUCUGCGGGGGAUGAUACGGCAGGUUCGUUCGGCUUAGCUGAGGAAUCCGAUGGCUCAUGGGCUAAUCCGUCUUCUGAUCCGGCUGCGGCCGUUACUUCUAUAUCUGCUCCGAUGACUCAUUCCCAGCCUUCGUCGUCAUCGGGGGUUCGAUCGGAAUUGCAGAUGGGUCAUGGUCAGAGAAUGUCUUAUGAGAAUUUCUUGGCAUCGGCCAUAAGCAGGAGCAUCUCCGAGUCUGCUCCGAAGUUUCCGUGGGAGCAGGGCAUUUGGGCUGCUCUGCCGUCUCAUUUGAAGCCAACACUCAAGCAUCACUCUGUGGGAGUCGGAGAUCUUUUUGUUCCUUCUGCUCAGCCGGCUGUGAUGGCUCCGACUUCCAUGCCUAAGCACUCGUAUCCAGACUUCGUCAGGAAGAGGCUUCGUCUUAGCAAUCUACAUCGUGAUGAGUCUGAGGUCCGUGCCUUGCAGCUGAGAAAGCUUCGUACCAUUGUCCUUCAGGACCCUUCUUCAUCAGAAUUGGGUUGUGCCUUGGUCAACGCGGCCGGGGCCCUUCAGGACGAGGAAGUGGUGGCCCGCAGCUUCCGCGAUGCAUUUGUUUCGAAGAGCACCGGCACACUUUUAAAGCGAGUUUCUUCUUUGUGGAGCUGCUGCUGCUUCCUCAACGACAAAGGGGUUCCUCCUUUGGAUUUCCAGGAGGAGAUUCUUUAUGAGUACCUGAGCCUUCUUAGGGAGCAGAAACGGGGAGCUACGGCCGCCUCGUCGGUGCUCUCUGCCAUUAGGUUCAUUCAUGGGGUUGUUAAGAUCAAGGGUCUACCGAAGGAGGUCGAGUUCUCAUCGCGGUGCGAAGGUCUGGCUCGUGGGGAGAUGGCUCGGAAGAGGCCCACCAAACAAUCCGAGGUCCUCACGGCUGACCAGGUGUGGGCCCUCGAGAAGCAUGUGGUUGAUUCUGCCCCCAGCCUGGAUUCUUUGAUAGGGGGCCAGGAUCUUUUCGCCCUCUACUCGUGUGCUAGGUGGGAUGAUUCUCUCCAUCUGGCUGAUAUCUCUCUUUCGAGUGCUGGUCGCAUCUACUUGGUAGAAACUGCAACUUCAAAACACAAGACUUCGCAUGCUGCACGUGACAGGUCGAUUUUGCUCCCCUUGAUAUGUUUAGGGAGGGGCCUCUACCAUAAGCCGUGGGCGGAUGCUUGGUUAGCUUCGCGCCGUCACUUCGGCCUCGACUCGACGGGCCCUGCUUUGCCAACUUACUGCGAGAGGACUGGCAAAUUCGGCAAGGCGCCUAUGUCUUCCACCGAGGCUACUUUGUGGCUUCGCGACCUCUUGUGCAAGGCGGGAUCGUCGCCCAGUGAAGUCGAGGACAUCACAUCUCAUGGUUUGAAGGCCACGCUUCUUUCAUGGAUAAGCAAACUUGGAGGGUGGAGCGAGCGUGAUCAAAAGCUGAUGGGCCACCAUUUCGAUAGGGAGUCCAGGUCUGUGCUCAUCUACAGCAGAGACAGCUACACUCCGCUCGCCGUCCAGACUCGCCGCUUGUUGGACAAGAUCCUCGAUGGCUCCUUUUCUCCUGAUCGCGGGAGGGCUCGCCGAGUCAUGGAGCUUCUAGGUGAGACUUCAGGCGAAGAGGAGGACCCCGACUUAGGUGAGUACGUACCUUCUGAGUCUGGAUCCGAGCCGGACUUGAACGACAUUGAUCCCUCGACAGCUUUUGAGCCGAGUGACCGCGUGAAGGAGAUCGCGGUCCCUGAAUCGCUGGCUUCGGUUCCUCGACAGCACUUGUAUGUCCACAACAUCUCUGGGAUCAUGCACGCAAGUUUUGACCUGCAGAAACUUUUGUGCGGCCGCCCCCUCAAUCGUCAUUACUCCGGCUUGGAGGAUGUGACUUCGCAAGAGGGAGAUGUGCAGGCCUGCAAGCACUGUAGCGUAGUUUUCUCGAAGGACUGA